Molecule: messenger RNA, 945 nt
Organism: Dermacentor albipictus
Lineage: Eukaryota; Metazoa; Arthropoda; Arachnida; Ixodida; Ixodidae
Source: RefSeq, a predicted model, not a curated record
AUGCACUUCCCCAGCGAACACGACCAAACCCUCAAGAUCCAAGACCAGCGUUGUCAGGACCAGGACGAGGCCAUCCUCACAACCGUUCUACUAGGACUCACCUCCCUCGCCUCUGCCGGCUUUAUUGGCGGCGGGUAUGGCGGUGGCUACGGCAGUGGCUUGGGUGCAGGAUACGGUGGCGGCCUUGGAGCUGGCGUUGGCGCUGGCCUCAGCGGUGGCCAUGGCGGUGGCUUCGGCGCAGGUGGUAGCGGCGGCGGGUUUGGUGCCGGCUAUGGCGGUGGUCUCGGUGGUGGCGCCGGUGGCGCUGGUGUCACUGUGGCGGCUGUUCCUGUUGCUGUCGCUACUCCCGUUGUUGCGGCCAGGCCCGCUGUCGCCGCACCUGGUCGCUCCACCACAUCCUACGGCACCAGCACAACUACCGUGACCACCUUGCACGGUGGAGGAGGAGCUGGUGGAUUCGGGGGCGCUGGUCUCGGUUACGGCUCUGGCAGCCUCGGCUACGGAGGUGCCGGUCUCGGAUCCGGAGGAGCCGGAUACGGACUUGGGGGAGCCGGUCUCGGAUCUGGAGCUGGUUUUAGCGUUGCUGCAGUACCAACCGUCGCAGUUGCUCGUCCCACUGUUACAGUGGCCGUUGCCCGUCCUAUCAACGUUGCUGUUCCGACCGUGGUUGUUGGUGGUGGUCUUGGUGGCAACCUCGGCGGAGGUCUUGGUGCUGGUUUCGGUGCAGGUCAUGGUGCAGGCUUUGGCAGUGGUCUGGGUGGCGGACACGGUGGCCUUGUGGGUGUCAGUCUUUUCGGUGGUCUCGGUGGCGGCUAUGGCAGCGGCUAUGGCGGCGGCUACGGCGGCGGCUACGGUGGCGGUUACGGCGGCGGCUACGGCGGCGGAUACAGUGGCGGCCUCGGAAAGCAUGGCGUCAGCUAUAGCUACGCAUCAAAGUGGUGGUAA